Messenger RNA from Aegilops tauschii subsp. strangulata, 1284 nucleotides. Its product is annotated as hypersensitive-induced response protein 4. The record is from RefSeq and is a predicted model, not a curated record. Lineage: Eukaryota; Viridiplantae; Streptophyta; Magnoliopsida; Poales; Poaceae.
CUUCCUUCCGUGCCGCACCCGUGCAUAAAACAAAUCAGAAAAAGGGGAAAGCGGGUCGGAAGGGGAGAAAGGUAAACGCCGCGCACCGCAAUCGGAACGGAAAUCCCCCGCGCCGCACGCCGAAUCCGUCGCCGGAAUCCAUCGACCGAUCCGGCCGGCCAGCCGGCGAGAGCAGGGGCGCGGAGAUGGUGAGCGCCUUCUUCCUCUUCUGCGGGUGCGUGGAGCAGGCGAACGUGGCGGUGGUCGAGAAGUGGGGCCGCUUCCUCCGCCUCGCCGAGCCGGGCCUCCACUUCUUCAACCCCUUCGCCGGCGAGCUCGUCGCCGGGACCCUCUCCACCCGCGUCCAGUCGCUCGACGUCAAGGUCGAGACCAAGACCAAGGAUAAUGUGUUUGUUCAGCUGAUCUGUACAAUUCAAUACCGGGUUGUUAAGGAGAAUGCAGAUGAUGCGUUCUACGAGUUGCAGAAUCCCCAACAGCAAAUUCAGUCCUACGUCUUUGAUGUGGUUCGAGCCAUAGUUCCAAGAAUGGAGCUGGACAGUCUUUUUGAGCAAAAGAAUGAUGUUGCAAAGGCUGUACUUGAGGAGCUUGAAAAGGUGAUGUCAGAUUACGGUUACAGCAUUGAGCACAUUCUCAUGGUUGACAUCAUCCCUGAUGCUGCUGUCCGCAGAGCAAUGAACGACAUAAAUGCAGCCCAACGGCUCCAGCUUGCGAGUGUCUACAAAGGAGAAGCAGAGAAGAUCCAUCUGGUGAAGAAGGCGGAAGGGGAGGCCGAGGCUAAGUACCUGUCAGGCGUCGGCAUCGCCAAGCAGCGGCAGGCUAUCACGGACGGCCUGCGGGAGAACAUCCUCAACUUCUCGCACUCGGUGUCGGGCACGAGCGCCAAGGAGGUGAUGGACCUGAUCAUGGUCACCCAGUACUUUGACACCAUCAAGGAGCUCGGGGACAACUCGAAGACCACCACGGUGUUCAUCCCCCACGGCCCGGGCCACGUCAAGGACAUCGGCGACCAGAUCCGCACAGGCAUGAUGGAAGCGUCGAGCAGCGGCCUGUAAGCCAUGGCCGUCUGUCCGCCAUGUGAUGAUGGUUUGGCUGGAUGGGUUUUCUGCGUGAGGCUGGGAGAGUCGAUCUGUUUAUAUAUAUUGUUAGAAUUAUAGUAGACUACGUACUUAUUUAUUUGUUUUUAGUGUGUAAUAAUACAGGCGCAGGGACUUGGUUGUGCAUGAAGAUUGUAGAGUUCUGGUAUUAUAUAAUCAUAAAAUGGGAAACAUUUUGUGUUAGAUUUUA